AUGUCUUCGACGUCCAGCACAUCGGCCGUCGACCCGGAACGUGCCAAGGAAAGCAAUACGGCUAUGAUCCUAGCUGUGACGGGGACAUUCCACGCUCUCGCUCUCGUCUUCGUCGUCCUCCGAACGUAUACCCGCGCCGCUAUCGUAAAGACGAUAGGCAUUGACGAUUACAUGAUGAUCAUGUCCGCGGCAUUUUACGGACUUGGCAGACACAAAGACACAAUCAGCAAGCCAGAUCAAGUGUUCUUCUCAAAGGUCGGCUUCUUCCAAUCGAUUAUAUCCGCCAUUGCUGCGCUGGCGUUUCUCAAGAUCUCAAUCGCUCUAUCCCUGCUACGCCUAAGUAAAAAUAAGUGGUACUCGAGAUCACUAUGGGCUUUAAUUGGUAUGGUAUCUUUCCAGCCCUAUACUGUGGACUAG
Molecule: messenger RNA, 417 nt
Organism: Colletotrichum fioriniae
Lineage: Eukaryota; Fungi; Ascomycota; Sordariomycetes; Glomerellales; Glomerellaceae
Source: RefSeq, a predicted model, not a curated record